AUGUUUAAUAUUCGUGAGGCAGUGUCCGAGUGGGUAGAAGAGAAAGGUUCAACGGAGGCCAGAGAAGUUGCGAGGUGGUUCAACAUUGAUAUCAAUAAUAGCAACGACAAAAAUAGCAACUUUAACAUUCGCAAUGCGGUAAGCGGGUGGGUGAGAGAGAAAGGAACGACAGAGUUUCGAGAAAUGGCGAGUUGGAUGGGUUCCUUUUUCGGUGCUACUUCCAGAACUGGAACGACGAACAACCCAAGCGAAGUAGCCUUCGAUCAGGCGAUAGAGGAGGAAAAAACAAACCUAGUUAGAGAUGAUGAUCAAUUAGUCGUUCCUGAAGAUGAGGCAGAGUUGCAAGUAGACGAGCGGUUAACCGGCCGGCAAACCCCCUGCGAAGCAAUGGAGACGAGUAAGCAGUCUUUCGGAAGGAAUUUGAGGAGUCAAUUGGAGGAUCCGGAGCAUUAUGAAGCUCAAAGCAAGAGAUCGGCGAGAAAAAGGCGAAAUACGAAAAUGCGCCUAGCGGAAGCUGACGCCUGGUUCGCGGAUGAGUCGACGGUUCAAAAUAAAGAAGCGAUGAGCAUGGCCAGCAGUAGUACUGCCAAUACCGGAGAAAGCAGUAACAGUCGGAAGCGGGAAUUAGAAAGAAACGAGGAAAAUGAAGAUGAAGGAGAGAAUAAUAAAAAGAAACAGGAAGUAAGUAAGGAAAGCGAAGAUGAAGGAGAGAAUAAUAAAAAGAAACAGGAAGUAAGCGAAGCUCCAAGAAAGAGAAAAAAAAGACGAGGUACGGUAGAGCUUCUAGUGGAAGCUAAAGCCCAGAUUGUGAGUAAGUCGAUGGUUCAAGGUGAAGCGACGAGUGUGGCUAGUAGUAGUACUGCCAAUACAAGAGAGAACAGUAACAAGAGGAAGUGGGAAUUAGAUGAAGGAGAGAAUUAUAAAGAAAAACAGAAAGUAAACGUAAGCAGUAACAGUCGGAAGCGGGAAUUAGGAAGAGAUGAGGAAAACGAAGAUGAAGGAGAGAAUGAUAAAAAGAAACAGAAAGUAAACGUAAGCAAUAACAGUCGGAAGCGGGAAUUAGGGAGAGAUGAGGAAAACGAAGAGGAAGGAGAGAAUGACAAAAAGAAACAGAAAGUAAAUGUAAGCAGUAACAGUCGGAAGCGGGAAUUAGGGAGAGAUGAGGAAAACGAAGAUGAAGGAGAGAAUGACAAAAAGAAACAGAAAGUAAACGUAAGCAGUAAGAGUCAGAAGCGGGAAUUAGGGAGAGAUGAGGAAAACGAAGAUGAAGGGGAGAAUGACAAAAAGAAACAGAAAGUAAACGCAAGCAGUAACAGUCAGAAGCGGGAAUUAGGGAGAGAUGAGGAAAACAAAGAUGAAGGAGAGAAUGACAAAAAGAAACAGAAAGUAGACCCAGUUCGGUUUCAAUCAACUUUAUACGAAUAUUUCGAAGCUUUGGUUGAAUGA
This is a messenger RNA of Ambispora leptoticha, 1446 nucleotides long. The record is from the annotation of a GenBank genome assembly. Lineage: Eukaryota; Fungi; Glomeromycota; Glomeromycetes; Archaeosporales; Ambisporaceae.